Centruroides sculpturatus (bark scorpion) is the source of this 782-nucleotide messenger RNA. Its product is annotated as peroxisome proliferator-activated receptor delta-like. The annotation marks the transcript as partial. Lineage: Eukaryota; Metazoa; Arthropoda; Arachnida; Scorpiones; Buthidae. Gene Ontology annotation, biological process: anatomical structure development; cell differentiation; regulation of transcription by RNA polymerase II. The record is from RefSeq and is a predicted model, not a curated record. The transcript is spliced from 6 exons. Gene Ontology annotation, molecular function: nuclear receptor activity; RNA polymerase II cis-regulatory region sequence-specific DNA binding; zinc ion binding.
CUGUAUGGAUACGAAUUCGAGAUAUUGGACUAUGGCUGAUUUCAAAAGUUUACAAAUAUAUUUAGGUGGCAUGAUGCAAAGAUCUGGAAAUUUGAAUCUACGUUGUGUAGUAUGUUUGAGACCAGCUUGGAACUAUUAUUAUGGAGCACACGCAUGCAAAUAUUGUCAAUAUUUCUUUGUAACUACUGUCAUUUACAGAAAAAUUUAUUUUUGCUCUCAUAGUGGAAAUUGUCCUUUAAUAAAAAUCGGUGUAAACGAAAAUAGUUGUAAAUUCUGUCGUAUGGAUCAAAGUAUUUCUAAAGGAAUGAUGGUGAUUAAAGUUGGAAAAUAUGACCAACGUAAGAAUUCGUAUUACUUAAAACAAGCAAGGAAUUUCAUUGUGAAAUCAAAUCCUUCAGAGGAACCAUUAAAUCCAUACGCUGUGGCAGAAAUAAGAGCUUUUGCGAAGACCAUACACGAGUUAAAAAAGUUUUUUGUAAAAUGGAUGAAUAGAGGACAUAUGCAAGAUUAUUUUGUUUCUCUCCCUCGUAGUCGACGUAUAAAGUGUUUAGAAAGAUUGGUAAUAAUGAGGAUUGCAGAUGAUUCUGUAGAUCUUCACGAUGUUUUGGUAUUACAAGAUAAAUAUUAUAUCGAUCCGUACUUAAUUCCAAUUUCAAGCUUACAGUACGUUGCUAUACAAAUUUUGGAAAUGGUAAGAUACGUUCAAGAUAAUAGUGGUGAAAUAGAUAGUGUUUUUCACAGAUUUGAUGAGACCUUACUAGGCGAACUCAUUACCUAUCUCG